Messenger RNA from Chrysoperla carnea, 3294 nucleotides. RefSeq names its product mucin-12-like. The record is from RefSeq and is a predicted model, not a curated record. NCBI's taxonomy places the organism in Eukaryota, Metazoa, Arthropoda, Insecta, Neuroptera, Chrysopidae. Gene Ontology annotation, molecular function: signaling receptor activity. The transcript is spliced from 23 exons. The coding region runs from base 22 to 3141 and encodes 1039 amino acids.
ACUCAAAUUGAAUUAUCAAUCAUGAAUUUAAUUCCAAUUUGUGGAUUGAUUUUGUCAGUGAUAUGUUUUGGAAGUGAAGCUACCGACUUAAAUUUUUACGACUAUUAUGGUACAUCAGCUACUGCGGAUCCGUUUUUCCCCUAUGGCGGUCCUGCAAUAGCGUCCGCUAGUUUUCCUUAUGGGGAUCUCUACGCUACUGCCACUACUCUUGCAGAACUUACUAACCCUACAGAACCUACUAACCCUACAGAACCUACUAACCCUACAGAACCUACUAACCCUACAAAAUCUAUUAACCCUACAGAACCUACUACCACCACAGAAGCUACUACCACACCAAAACCUACUAUCACCACACAACCUAGUACCACUCCAGAACCUACUGCCACCACAGAACCUUCUACCACCAGAAAAGCUACUACCACCCCAGAACCUACUAUCACCACACAAUCUAGUACCACUCCAGAACCUACUGCCACCACAGAACCUUCUACCACCAGAAAAGCUACUACCACCCCAGAACCUACUAUCACCACACAAUCUAGUACCACUCCAGAACCUACUGCCACCACAGAACCUUCUACCACCAGAAAAGCUACUACCACCCCAGAACCUACUAUCACCACACAAUCUAGUACCACUCCAGAACCUACUGCCACCACAGAACCCUCUACCACCAGAAAAGCUAUUACCACCCCAGAACCUACCACAACUCCAAGUAUUGUGACAUCUGCUUCUACAGAACCUCACACAGAACAAGCGUCCACAGGAUCAACUACUAAAGUACAAACUUCCACAAAACAAACUCCGGCAGAACAAACUACCCAAGAACAUAUUCCCACAACUGGCAAACAAAAAACUUCGACAGAACAAACUACUCAAGAAAAUGUUUCCAAAACUCCUAAACCACAAACUUCCACAGAACAAACUACCCAAGAACAUAUGUCCACAACUCGAAAAGAACAAGCUACCACAGGCGCACCUACGGUGAAUCCCACAACUUCUUUAAGCAAACCCUCAGACGGAAGUGAUAACAAAAAUACUACUUCCACACUUCCUCAAGGUUACGUAUCAUUUGGCAACGGCUUGUAUAAAUUCCACAGCAAUGCAACAAUAUGGCCAGAAGCACGAGACAUUUGUGAAAAAGAAGGUGGUUAUUUAGCAAUUAUUAAUUCCCAUGAAGAAGAAACUUUCAUCGCAGGUCUAUACAGCGACAAAAAAGUAUUUGGGGCAUUCCGACCCAAUGUAAUAUUUGUUGGAUAUCAUGACUUUUUCAGACCAGGACAAUGGCUUACAAUUGAUGGUAAAUCUGUGAGCAAAUUGAGUUACAUGCAUUGGGCACCCGGGCAGCCAGACAACACCCUGCCCUAUGAAAAUUGCGCAGCAUUAGCUAUAGGGGAUGCCAACACUGAAGGUUUAGAUGAUUAUGUGUGCCAGUUUAAUGAACCUUUUAUAUGUGAAAUAUCAAACAGUCAGGAAUAUCCUGAAAGCGGUAACCAAAUUAAUACUAAUCCAGGCGGCAAUGCAAAUAAUACCAAUUCCAACAAAACCAAUCCAGGCGGCAAUUCAAAUAAAAACAAUUCCAACAAUACUAAUCCAGACGAGAAUUCCAAUGGAAAUCCAACAAAUAACACCACUUCCAAUACUACUAAUCCAGACGAGAAUUCCAAUGGAAAUCCAACAAAUGAUACCAAUUCCAAUACUACUAAUCCAGACGAGAAUUCCAAUGGAAAUCCAACAAAUGAUACCAAUUCCAAUACUACUAAUCCAGACGAGAAUUCCAAUGGAAAUCCAACAAAUAACACCACUUCCAAUACUACUAAUCCAGACGAGAAUUCCAAUGGAAAUCCAACAAAUGAUACCAAUUCCAAUACUACUAAUCCAGACGAGAAUUCCAAUGGAAAUCCAACAAAUAACACCACUUCCAAUACUACUAAUCCAGACGAGAAUUCCAAUGGAAAUCCAACAAAUGAUACCAAUUCCAAUACUACUAAUCCAGACGAGAAUUCCAAUGGAAAUCCAACAAAUGAUACCAAUUCCAAUGUCACUAAUCCAGGCGACAAUUCAAAUAAUACCAAUUCCAAUCAUAUUCCUAAAGGCUACGCUUCCUUCGGAGAAAAGUUGUAUAAAUUCCACAGCAAUGCUACAAUAUGGUCAGAUGCACGAGACAUUUGCGAAAACGAAGGUGGUUAUUUAGCAAUUAUUAAUUCCCAUGAAGAAGAAGCUUUUAUUGCUAGUUUAUACAAUGAUAAAGCUGUAUUUGGGGCAUUCCAUCCUAAUGUUAUUUUUGUUGGAUAUCAUGACUUUUUCAGACCAGGACAGUGGCUUACAAUUGACGGUCAAUCGGCUAAAAAAAUUGGAUACAUGCAUUGGGCACCAGGCCAACCUGAUAACAGUUUACCCUAUGAAAACUGUGCAGCAUUAUCUAUAGGCGAAGUCGUUGGUUUAGAUGAUUACGUUUGCCAAUAUAACGAGCCUUUUGUAUGUGAAAUGUCAAACGGUAACGAAGUUUCGAACAAAACUGAAAAUAAUGGAAAUUCUAAACCUACAACAGAAGGAACCACAGUUGAAAACACUACUCCCACAGUACCGAAUACUCCCGAAAAUCAGACAACAAAUACCACAGGAAAACACACAACUCCCACAGAGUCGACUACAAACCCCACCAAAAAUCCAACUACACCUACAAUUCCGACCACAACUGAUGUGCCAAUCGAGAAGACUCAUCAAGAUUACAUAAGCCAUAACGGUAGCUUAUAUAAAUUUCACAACAAUGCAACGACAUGGGUAAAAGCACGACGCGUUUGUGAGAGUGAAGGAGCGCAUUUAACAAUAAUUAAUUCCGUGGAAGAAGAAUCAUUUAUCGCCAACUUAUACGGAAAUGUAAUUGGUGCCACCUUAGACGAUUAUAUCUUUGUUGGGUAUCAUGACUUUUUCAAACUUGGCGAAUGGGUUACAAUUGAUGGAAGAGACACAAGCUACUCAGAAUACACUCAUUGGGGAAUAGGUCAACCUGAUAAUGAACCCUAUGAACAAUGUGGAGCCCUCUUUGUAGAACCUAGCAGUAUUGGUUUGUACAAUUUUGUAUGUCAUUUUGAUGAACCAUUUGUGUGUGAAUCUGAAAUCGACACAAAAUGUUAAAUCUUGCACAGUUCAACAACACAUUUCCAUGUAAAACUUAAGAAGAAAAUGAAGAAUGUGUAACUUUAAAUUUUUGUCUGAAAUUUGUUAUUUGAAAAAUAAAAAUUUUUGCCUAGGUACGAUUAAGAUUUAAUAUAAAUGAGAAGGCGGACC